GUGUUCAAUAUCUUUAUCAUUUUUUUUUAAAAAAAAAUUUGGCUUUCUUUUGCUUUCUUCUCAAAGACGAGGAUUACUGUUUUUCAUGAUUUAUUUUUUUAUUCACCUAGUUAUACCCUUUAGUGUAUACUUCUUAGGAAAACAAAAGUGUUUAGUCAAUUUAACUAUUUUAGGUUUCUCAAGAAAACAAAAAUAUUGGGUGAACUUGGCUAUUUGGUAAUCUAGGUGAUACAUGUACUUUCUCUGUUAUUAAACUGUUUAGAGUAGUAAGUAUAGAGUUUUCUUUCACUUGGUUGCAUUUCCUAGUGCUGAAUGUUUUCAUGCAUUUGUCUUUACUCUUAGGAAGUUGUUUGAUUUGUUUGUGGUUAUGCUUCCUACAUUUGGUACCCAAGAACAAUGUGGAAAGGGAAUGAGAUAUAAUUGCUUGCUUGAAUUUGUUCAGUUGCUGAAAAUCCCUUGGAAAUUGUAAAUAUAUUUGCAAACUUUAUUCCUUCACUUUAGGCAUCUGCUAGAAUUGAUAAGGUUAUAAAUUUUUAUGUUAAAUUCUUCAUUUUUGAGAAAUUUAAUUGCUUGACACAAAGAAUUAUUGUUAUGAUAAAUUGGUUGAUUACCAUCUAAUCUGGUACCUUCUAGUUAGUAGAAGCAUUGCUGUUACUGCUGCAAGAAAGUGAAAAGCUGAAUCUUCUUCUAUCUUAUCUGGUACCUUUUAGUUAGUAGAAAGGCUGUAGUUGCUGCUACAAGAAAGUAAAAACAUGAAUCUUCUUCUAAUCAGCAUUUUCAUUGUAUAGUAUUUUUGUUAGUGGAAGUUGGCAAAAGGUUCUUAUUUUCACUAAUUUCAAAUAGUGAUUUAUAUGUAUUGUAAUAUUUGAUUUGAUUUAUUUAUUUUUGUUCUAAAGAUUUCUUUAUGAAAAUCUGAAUGCAGUCUCAAAUUUUGUUUGUUACAGAGUUGUUUUUAUCAUUGAUGACUUGUAGUAUUAUUGGGGCUUUGAAGAACAUUGUUUAAAUGUAGACAAAUGAAGUAGAGGUAUCAUUGCCAUGGGACAAGUAAAGGUUUUUGAUCUGAUGCAGGAUGGCAACCAGGCAUUUUGAGCCAACUGUUCUGAGGUAAAGUUUAUACUUUUAUAUGGUUUCAUUGCACUUUCUAGACUUUAUGAAUUCUUUCCUCCUGUUUGGUUUGAUGUCUUGCUGUUCCAAUUACCUGUUUAUGAAACAAAUAACAAAUUUAUUUUUUUAUGAGAGCGGGAGGGGUGGGGAAUACAGUAAUGGAGUUACUGCAUAUCUUGUGUGUUUUUCACUCAGUUAUUUGCUUCUGAUUAUAUCUUGAUAUAUUCUACUAUUUUUUGCCAAAAAAAUGUAAGGAGGAAUAUAUUUUGCUUCUGAUU
Molecule: messenger RNA, 1382 nt
Organism: Rubroshorea leprosula
Lineage: Eukaryota; Viridiplantae; Streptophyta; Magnoliopsida; Malvales; Dipterocarpaceae
Source: the annotation of a GenBank genome assembly